AUGCUCCGCGCCCGCCGGCGGCCGAGCGCAGACGAGAAGGAUAUUCCCCGUGAGCAGUCUCUGGUCAGUUCAGCCGCUAUCCAGACCUGGGUCGGCGAGAGUGCCGCCACCAGCUGUUCUCCUACCGCUCUGCCGUCAGUCUGAACGCCCCCAGCCCUCCCGCGAGGGCGCCCCGGGACGGAAGGAUCCAGCAGCCUGUCGGCGCCCGCCGUUCUCGUGGUCGCCGUCGCCGUCGUCGUUGUGGUAGUCUCUGCCGUAGCCUGGGCCAUGGCCAAUUACAUCCACGUCCCGCCCGGCUCCCCGGAGGUCCCCAAGCUGGACGUCACGGUGCAGGAUCAGGAGGAGCAGCGCUGCCGGGAGGGGGCCCUGAGCCUCCUGCAACACCUGCGGCCGCACUGGGACCCUCAGGAGGUGACCCUGCAGCUUUUCACAGAUGGAAUCACAAACAAACUUAUUGGCUGUUAUGUGGGUAAUACAAUGGAGGACGUAGUCCUGGUGCGAAUUUAUGGCAAUAAGACUGAGUUGUUAGUCGAUCGAGAUGAGGAAGUGAAGAGUUUCCGAGUGUUGCAGGCUCACGGCUGUGCACCACAACUCUACUGUACCUUCAAUAAUGGACUGUGCUAUGAAUUUAUACAGGGAGAAGCAUUGGAUCCAAAGCAUGUCUGCAACCCUGCCAUUUUCAGGCUUAUAGCACGUCAGCUUGCUAAAAUCCAUGCUAUUCAUGCACACAAUGGCUGGAUUCCCAAAUCUAACCUAUGGCUAAAGAUGGGAAAAUAUUUCUCUCUCAUUCCCACAGGAUUUGCAGAUGAAGACAUUAAUAAAAGGUUCCUAAGUGAUAUCCCAAGCUCUCAGAUUCUUCAGGAAGAAAUGACUUGGAUGAAGAAGAUUCUUUCUAACCUGGGCUCACCUGUUGUGCUUUGCCAUAAUGAUCUGUUGUGUAAGAAUAUAAUCUACAAUGAGAAACAAGGUGAUGUACAGUUCAUUGAUUAUGAAUAUUCUGGAUACAACUACCUGGCAUAUGAUAUUGGAAAUCAUUUCAAUGAAUUUGCAGGUGUGAGUGAUGUAGACUAUAGUCUUUAUCCAGACAGAGAACUGCAGGGCCAGUGGCUGCGUUCUUACCUUGAAGCCUACAAAGAAUAUAAGGGUUUUGGGUCUGAAGUUACUGAAAAGGAAGUAGAAAUACUCUUCAUUCAAGUCAAUCAGUUUGCAUUGGCUUCACAUUUCUUUUGGGGAUUGUGGGCUUUGAUUCAAGCCAAAUACUCCACUAUUGAGUUUGAUUUCCUUGGGUAUGCAAUUGUUCGUUUUAACCAAUACUUUAAAAUGAAGCCUGAGGUUACUGCAUUAAAGGUGCCUGAGUAAAGAAGACAUUUAAUUAUUCUUAAGUAGCUGAACAAUGCUUGUGGAUAUUUUAAGAAAUUCCAAAAAGCCAAUAUAUGUUAAAAUUAUUUUAAUUUGGUUAUCUUGCUUUACAAAUUAUGCUUCUAAACAACCAAUUUAUUUUUUAAAAAGUCUGAAUGAUGUCAAGAAAUACACCUACUGCUCUCAGUAUGUGGUGGGUAAGAAGUUUGUUAAAUCAGCAAAAAGGUAUAAAGAUGUCAGUUUAAUCCUUUGAUAAUUUAAUCUAUGUUAUAUGUGAAUUAUUUAUUAUAAAUUUAACAUGAAUUCUGUGACUGUUUUCAUCUGUUUCAUCUGUUUGUUGAGUGUAAGCAACGAAAAUUUUCCAGAGAAAAUUUUUUUUUAAGUUUUACUUUAAUAAGAUUAAUUUUAGUAAACAUUUUAGGUGUUUAGUGUAACCUUUUUAUUUUGACACACUGUUAGUUAAAUGAAUCAUUUAGUCUUGGAAUGCCAGACACUGGUUUAGAUAACUUAAGAUGUUCAUAGAAAAAUAUCUGUUUAGGAGAUUGAAGUACAUUCACUGUCUAUGCUAGUGGUACAUCUUUCUGGAGUAUUGGAAAGCAUUUUUGGGGGGGGGGGAACAUCUUAGAAUUAAAUUCCCCUCUUGCUAUAUAGUCUGGCAGUAUAAAUAUUAAUAUUUACCAUAUAAUCCUGGAAUAGAUAUAUGAUGAUUUUAUGUUACCAAAAUCUGUAUUAAAUAAUGUUUUCAUAUACUAUAUAUGGUCAUUUAAGUUACAGUUUGUUUUUAAAAUUUUACUAUAUCAAAUUGUUUCUAACCAAAAUUUUGUUUUACUUAUUGAGAUGUUGUAUAUUUUGUUUGUUAUUAAAUAGUAGCUAGUACAGCAAUUGCUAAUUUUUGAAACAAAGACAGAAUGCUUAUCAUACUUGGGAACAAGAAAAUGUCAUUUAGAUGAAUUCCUUUUUACUUCUUCAGAUUCAUUCCUUACACUGUGGUUUUAAUGUUUUAGUAUGGCUCCAUGUCUUUAGAAUGAUAGCAAAUGAUUACUUGAUAAAUGUAUCAAUAGUUUCAGAGAAAUAAGUUGAGGUGGUUAAAAGAAUUAAAUAAGGAACAUUUAGAACAUGGAUCUUGUACACUUAAAAUCUGAUAUAACAAUGUGAAUUAAGCAAAAAUACUCAUGGUAGGAGGGCUUCUGUUUGGUUUGAUUUCUUUUGAUUUUGUUUGUUUGUUUUUGUCUGUUUGAGAGCGAGAGGACGGCAGUUAUUAUUUGGAAGGAACUUAGAUCUUUGGGAUAGAUAAGCAAGCAUCCAGUUUUGAAGACUGCUGUGUAGAGUUGAGCAGUCAUGGUUAACUUUGCUUAGAAAAUUAGUCUGACAAGCUUUGCACUUUGGUCACAUAAGUGCCCAUGUACAAAGUUGGCUUAAUGGAUCUGCAUAUUCAGAAUAUGCAACUACAAAUUUAUCCUCUGAGAAAUCUUCUGGGGAGUCUGAUGUAUUAUUCCAAGUGACUUGUAUUCUCAGAUAAGUGCUUUAAAAUACUUGGAUUAUCUCAAGAUGUUUAAAGCUAAUAAAGUAAGUAGAAACACUUACAGGCCAUUUAAAAUGGUAAAUUCUAGUUACAUGAAUAGAAUCUUAAAAUCUGUUUUGUGUCUAUAUAACAGUGUUAGACCAAGAUUUGUUUUCUACCUCCCCAAUGUUACAAAUGUUCACUUCUGUUUUUAUAAACCAUAUUACUGUAGGAUCAAUAGAAUUUUACCUAAUUAACUAAAUGAAAGGAACCAAUUAAACAAUGAAUAGCUUUUUAUGUAAUGUUAGAGUGAACUUGAAAAAUUGUUUUUCAUGGAAUUUUCAUCUGGGGCUGGAACAUUUUCUUAGAACAAUGAAGACUAUGUAGUACUCUUGAUUUUUUUGCUUUCUGACUUCUUAAAAGUGCACAUAUAUCUUGGAGAACUGUGGGAAGAGAGAAGAUCAUUUUUCUACCUUACUCCAUAUUCUUCAAAUUAUUUUGAAUAGAGAUUCACUGAGCCAUUGCUGGUAGAUUGUGCAUAGCUGCUAGCUGUGAUACUCUUGUAAGUGGUUCAGAGAGAUUCAUAUAGAAGUGAAUGUAGAGGGGAAUAAAGGCUCUCACUUUAGCCCUAGGCAAUGAAUCUUGGGAACAAAAUAAGGUAUUUAAGAUAUUUCCCCCACUUUUAGGCUAGAUUUUGGGUAUUAUGAUGUUCCCACUUCCUGUACAGGUUUUUGGGAUCAUGCUUCAGCCUAAUAAUAGGGUUCAAAAUUUGCUUCCCUUUUAAUUGACCAUUUAAGGGAUUCUAAAGGGAAAACAUCCCUCUAAACUUUGUCCUGUGGCUUGCUGAGAUGUCUUUUGCCUUUUUAUGUUAAGCUAAGGAACUUGAAUGCCUUACCUAAUAACUCAACUGAUAGUAAGCUCAUUUUGUAAAUAUGAAAAUGGUUGUUAGAGAAGUGGCAUUCAUGUAUACUCACUGUUAGUCAAUAGACCAUAGUGGCCUGGAUGCUUUAGCAAGCGAAAUUCCACAAUUUGUUUUCCCUUUGUUCCUUACAUACUUGUAUGAUCUUACCUGACCAGUAAUACUUGAUUUUUUUCCCUCCUGACCCCAUGUUACCACCACUUUCUGGGAAUUAAAGAGAUGUGGUAGUAAAUCAUACUGUUCACAUACAUGAUCAUUUGAGAUCAAUAUGAGCACAAAACUCAUCAACUAGGUCUGCCUGGAAUGUAUAUAAAACAGUGUAAAUAAAAAUUUGUAAAUUAGUGUGAGUUGUAUGUUGCAUAUGAGAUUGUGUAUUGUUUUGCAUUCUUUUCCCUUUUGCAGACAUUUUUCUGUAAGGUAAUGAUCCAGCUCUUUGGUUUUAGACUGGAAAUAGCCAACAAAUCGGGCUGCACAGUGGGGUAACAAGAGGAACUGGAAAUAGGGUUUGUCAGUUUUUGUUAAUGUCAGUACUUAUUUAUUUAGCCUCUCAGUGCCUAAUAUGACUUUUUUUCAAUCUUUAGUUGACCACUAGUUUUUGGAGGUUAGAUUCUUGCAAGCAGUAAAUUAAUACAUUGUUAGAAUUCCAUUAUUUGAGUCAUGAUUCUAAGCUAAGGCAAAUUAAAAAUAUAAUUUUAUGAUUGCAGACUGAAGUGUUAUCCUUUUCUGUUUUCAAUGCUGUUAACCUUUUUCUACAAAAAAACCCUGAGUUUUUAUAUAUCUCAGUGUGAAUCUUAAGUCCCACAUAUACAAGGGAGAUGAUAAGUAAUAGCUCCUAGUUCAACUUAAGCAUGUCUCAGUUGGCUUCUCUAAGUAUAAAGCUGUUCAUUAUGGGAUUGUAAAACACAGAAGAGGUAUGUGUUCUUUUAAUGACUGCUAAUUCCAUUUUUGCUGAACUAAAAAUAUUUAAC
Messenger RNA from Balaenoptera ricei (Rice's whale), 4747 nucleotides. It is a transcript of the gene ETNK1, whose product is annotated as ethanolamine kinase 1. The record is from RefSeq and is a predicted model, not a curated record. Gene Ontology annotation, molecular function: ethanolamine kinase activity. The transcript has 8 exons. Gene Ontology annotation, cellular component: cytoplasm. Lineage: Eukaryota; Metazoa; Chordata; Mammalia; Artiodactyla; Balaenopteridae. Bases 268 to 1359 code for a protein of 363 amino acids. Gene Ontology annotation, biological process: phosphatidylethanolamine biosynthetic process.